Onychomys torridus (southern grasshopper mouse) is the source of this 1084-nucleotide messenger RNA. RefSeq names its product L-lactate dehydrogenase A chain-like. Gene Ontology annotation, cellular component: cytoplasm. Lineage: Eukaryota; Metazoa; Chordata; Mammalia; Rodentia; Cricetidae. Gene Ontology annotation, biological process: carboxylic acid metabolic process. The transcript has a single exon. The record is from RefSeq and is a predicted model, not a curated record. Gene Ontology annotation, molecular function: L-lactate dehydrogenase (NAD+) activity. The coding region runs from base 79 to 1077 and encodes 332 amino acids.
GAGUCUCUGUCGCCAAGCCCAGACCAUGCUGCUGUCCAUCGUGCACUAGCGGUCCCAAAAAGUUCAAAGUCCACCAAGAUGGCAACCCUCAAGGACCAGCUGAUUGUGAAUCUACUUAAGGAAGAACAAGCCCCCCAGAACAAGAUUAUGGUUGUUGGGGUUGGUGCUGUUGGCAUGGCUUGUGCCAUCAGUAUCCUAAUGAAGGACUUGGCCGAUGAGCUUGCCCUUGUUGAUGUCAUGGAAGACAAGCUGAAGGGAGAGAUGAUGGACCUCCAGCACGGCAGCCUUUUCCUCAGAACACCAAAAAUUGUCUCUGGCAAAGACUAUAGUGUGACUGCGAACUCCAAGCUGGUCAUUAUCACAGCGGGGGCCCGUCAGCAAGAGGGAGAUAGCCGACUCAAUCUGGUCCAGCAAAAUGUGAACAUGUUCAAGUUCAUCAUUCCCAAUGUUGUGAAGUACAGUCCAAACUGCAAGCUGCUUAUUGUUUCAAACCCAGUGGAUAUCUUGACCUACAUGGCCUGGAAGAUAAGUGGCUUCCCCAAAAACCGAGUUAUUGGGAAUGGUUGCAAUCUGGAUUCAGCUCGGUUCUGUUACCUGAUGGGAAAAAGGCUGGGCAUUUACCCGCUAAGCUGUCAUGGAUGGGUCCUAGGGGAGCAUGGAGACUCCAGUGUACCUGUGUGGAGUGAUGUGAAUGUUGCUGGUGUCUCCCUAAAGAAUCUGACCCCAGAACUGGGCUCCGAUGUAGACAAGGAGCAGCGGAAGGAGGUUCACAAGCAGGUGGUUGACAGCGCCUAUGAGGUGAUUAAACUCAAAGGAUACACCUCCUGGGCCAUCGGCCUCUCUGUGGCCGACCUGGCUGAGAGCAGGAUGAAGAAUCUUAGGCUGGUGCAUCUCAUUUCUACCAUGAUUAAGGGUCUCUAUGGGAUCAAGGAUGAUGUCUUCCUCAGUGUCCCUUGUGUCCUGGGACAAAAUGGAAUUUCAGAUGUUGUGAAGGUGACUCUGACUCCUGAAGAGGAGGCCCGCUUGAAGAAGAGUGCAGAUACGCUCUGGGGCAUCCAGAAAGAGCUGCAGUUCUAAAAUCCUC